Cucurbita moschata (crookneck pumpkin) is the source of this 1860-nucleotide messenger RNA. RefSeq lists its product as uncharacterized. Bases 1321 to 1755 code for a protein of 144 amino acids. Lineage: Eukaryota; Viridiplantae; Streptophyta; Magnoliopsida; Cucurbitales; Cucurbitaceae. The record is from RefSeq and is a predicted model, not a curated record. The transcript has 7 exons.
UUGACUAUCCUGUUCCGAUUUUGGGGUUCACUGGAGAACUCAGAGGUUAAUCAAAGGAUUGUUCAUCGUUUCUUUUCUUUUGCCUGUUAUCGACACCUUUUGUGUUUUCCGUGGUUUCGAUUAAGAAGGAUUAGGGCGUUUUAGUAGGUUCAUGGCAACGUGGCUGUACUCAGGGAAGUUCUUGAAAAGUUUCUUCCAUCAAUGCAGUUUUCACUUCUUCCUUUAUUCCAGGAUACCUAGCGCCAAGACCCGUCACAGUCUUCCGGAAUAGACUACUACGCAUUGAUGGUGGUCUAACAUUGUUCAUGCCACCUACUUCUGCCUCUCAAACGGUGCGUGUAUGUGCUUUCCUCGCUACCCGAUUGGGCUUUGAAGGGAUUGGGAUCAGUCCAGACUGCAACCCUGAAAACAGAGCAGGGCCCAGAGAGCUUUUCAACUGGGCUGGUGGAAGACGAAAGGCUGGUGGAGGACGCGGUUGUAACUAGCUGAAGCAUAAAGUUAUGAUGGCGAAUCAAUCUAAAUGGAAUAUGUAGCAGGCUUGGUGAACUGGUCCAUUCAGGCUUGAUAUGUGAUGGCCAAACAAGAUGAAAAAAAAUAAAGAAACAAUGGUGGUUCCGACAACAGAGAGGGGAAGAACAAAGCAAUUGCUCUGAAUGGGAUUUUCGCACCUGCUAGGAAUACUGCGCCACAAGCACAAUCACACAGGAAAUUGGGUGUAGGGGCGUGGCGUUUACCGCAUGAGAAGCAGCAGAAGGUAUGGUAUGGGAAUGGAGAUGGCGACUGGAAGCAGCGACUAUGGCAGUUAACUACAUCCCAUGCUCUCCCGCCCAUCUCUCUCGAUCUCAACCCCUUCAUUAAUUCUUAAGAUUUCUCAUGGGAUUGCCAUCCAUUAUUGCCCAUUCCCCAUUCCUUCUCUUAAUUCUCCCUCUGUUUUCUGCAACAACCCGUUUCGGGUUCCAUCCAGUGCAUCGAGUUUAGGAUUUCGGUUGGAAAUUGAGGGUUGUUUUUCUAGAUUUUUUGAUUGAUUCGUGCUGGAGAUCUUUGUUCAUAUUUGAGUUUUAGUUCAGUGUAAUGUGGGAUGGAAUGAGGGCUUGUUAGGCGGAGGUUUAGGGUUUUUGACAGAUCAUGAUCAACAUCCUCUCGCUGUCAACUCGCAUAUUGGAUCUAUCAGGGGGGUUUUGAUUGCUGGGUUUGUACGCUUUGCCAUAGAGAUUUCCUUUCUUCUAGGGAUUCCAUUGCUGUUCCACUCUUGUUUUUUUAUUUGAAAUUAAGAGGAGGGGAAGUCUUCUUUCUUCACCAGGGGAAAAUCAAAUCAAAUCAAUGGCAUCAUCUGGGUUUUUGUUAAUUUGUAUGCUUCAUUCUCUGAUUGCUUUAACAUGUGGAGCCUUAAUGAUGUUUUAUUCCCACGAGGUCUAUGUGUUUGGCCAUGGCCCUGAGACUGCAAUCAAGCUGCAGGGAUCUAGCCCUCGUGAUCAGCUUCUGAUAAAAACAUCUGAUUCCUUCUCUGGUUUGCUUCUCUUUACUGUUGGGUUUCUUUUAUUCAUGGUGGCUUUUGUCAAAGACAGAGACUUCCAAAGCUUCUUUGCUAAAGGGUGCGUGUUGCUUCACUUAGCUAUGGCCAUAUGGAGAGUUUACUUCGAGAGGAAGCUCGAAGAUCUUGCUAAAGAUUGGCCUCGACAGGUCGUUGGGGAUGUCACAUUGGCAUUGUCAUGGGUUUUCUUUCUUAUGUAUUCAUGGAGAGAAAAGUAUGAUUAACUUCAGGUUCAAAUUUUCUUUUAGCUGCCAGAAUUGUCUAAAAUUGUCAAUUAUGACUCUGCUUCUUAAUUAUAAUAAGCUUGAUGGAAAUUGAUAUUAUUUUCA